AUGGACAAAGAAAAUACAAGUUCAAUAGUUUGUGUACCAUUAAAUCUUAGUGCUAAUGAAGCAGUAAAUCUUGGUGCUAAUGAACCAGUAAUUCUUGAUGAUUAUAAAUCAUUAAUUGAUAAUAUUGAACCACUUGUUCUUGCUAAAAACAAACCUGUUAUUCGUGUUCAUAAUAGAACAUUUGUUCGUAGUAAUAAUAAAUCAUUUACUCGUGAUCAUAGUAAAGGACUUGUUUCUGGUAAUAAUGAACCAGUUCUUUUUGAAAAAGGUAUUCGAGGUACAAUCGUUACGGUCAAUCGUCUUAAACACUAUGCGUUCAUAAAAAGGUUUGUAAUAGCUAGUUUGUUUUUAAACUUAAUUCUAU
Molecule: messenger RNA, 364 nt
Organism: Rotaria sp. Silwood1
Lineage: Eukaryota; Metazoa; Rotifera; Eurotatoria; Philodinida; Philodinidae
Source: the annotation of a GenBank genome assembly